AGCGCUUCUCAACUAGAUAAUGAGAUAAAGCAAAUUGUUGAAAGAUUUCAAGAAAAAGAAACAGAACAUACAUGGUCAGGUUUCGAUGAUUCUUUAACCCGUUUGAUUGCUAUAACUCGAGGCGGUGCUGUUCUUUAUGAAAAAAAUUACAUAUUAGGAAUCAAAUCUUUGAGACAGCCAAUAAUAAAUUCGAUAUUGACAGAGAGAACAAAACUUUCUGGAACUGCGACAGAAUUAAUAGAAGAGAUGGCUAAAGCACUUGGAUUAAAGUUUGAUGCAUUGUCGGAAAUUUUUGUACCAUCAAUUAUUAAGUUAUGUACGCGUACAAAAAAAACUUCUCUUAUUCGAGCUCAAAAAUGCAUGAAUACGAUAAUUCGAAUAUGCCACCUUCCAAAUCUUAUCCCAAAAUUUAAGGAAGCAUUGCAACACCAGAGUAAAUCCUUGAGGAAUUGUGCAGCUGAAUGGGUGCGAAUGAGUUUGGAAGCGAAUGAAGUUGGAGAUUUGAAUUAUUAUAUUUCUGAUAUUGAGUGGGCUAUUCGCCAAUGUGCGUCUGACUCAUCAUCAGAGGUUAGAAAUAUUUCAAAACAAAUCUUCGAAAUUUAUAAAUCCAAAUUUGAUCUUAGAUUAGAAAAGUAA
This is a messenger RNA of Rhizophagus irregularis DAOM 181602=DAOM 197198, 636 nucleotides long. RefSeq lists its product as uncharacterized. The record is from RefSeq and is a predicted model, not a curated record. Gene Ontology annotation, cellular component: mitotic spindle; cytoplasmic microtubule; microtubule organizing center. Gene Ontology annotation, molecular function: microtubule binding. Gene Ontology annotation, biological process: mitotic spindle assembly. NCBI's taxonomy places the organism in Eukaryota, Fungi, Glomeromycota, Glomeromycetes, Glomerales, Glomeraceae.